Molecule: messenger RNA, 1529 nt
Organism: Penicillium samsonianum
Lineage: Eukaryota; Fungi; Ascomycota; Eurotiomycetes; Eurotiales; Aspergillaceae
Exons: 5
Coding region: 1-1188 (395 amino acids)
Source: RefSeq, a predicted model, not a curated record
AUGAUUCUGGUCUGCAGUACUUCUGGCUCGGACCGAGGUAUACUUUCACCGCCCUUGGUAUACGUGUAUUCUGCCUUCCCCCGCAACAACAGCAAGGCCAGGCAGUGCCAGUACAUAGUUGAACAACUCAAGUAUUCAUACGCCAUGCCUUUGGACACGAUAUAUCUGACCCGUCAUGGGCACCGCCUCAACUGGACCAUUGACUUCCGCACGGGCACAUACAGGUCCCAAUUCCCCACGCCGACAGGGAACCCAGCAGACCCUGCGCUGACCUCGCACGGCGUGCAUCAGUCACACGAGCUCGCGAAACACAUUGUCGACCCUCAAUUCCACCCGAAGCCAUUCCGUGUCUACUCGAGUCCCUUCUACCGCUGCCUUCAAACAAUCCAGCCGUCUGUUGAAGAGCUGAAGAGAAUAUCAGCCGAGUGUGGAAAGAGCCAGCAAAAUGGCGAGCUUGUGUCAAUUGAUCGGCAUGCGGAGUUUGAUGUACGAAUUGAGAAUGGGCUAGGAGAAUGGUUCGGCGCAACAGACUUCUUCGACCACCCGGCCCACCCAACCCCCGAAAUAAUGUCCACCCACUUCCCAACCCUCCUCAGAGAAGCCACCCAAGCCUACAAACCCUUACUCAUCCCCUCAAGACGUGGUGAGACCAUCACCCAACUCCACAACCGCCUGGCAACAGCCCUGGAAGGCAUAAUCGCAGACAUCGACGCAGAAGUCUCCGCCCUGGAAGCAGAUCUACCACUAGACCAAAUAACCAGCAAGUCCGUCCUGAUCUGCGCGCAUGCUGCACCCCUCAUUGCCAUGGGACGGGCUCUUACGGGCUGCAUGCCAGAUGAUAGUUCCGAAGAGGACUUUAAUGUUUUCACGGCUGGGUUGAGUACUUUUAAAAGGAGGGGGGCUUCUUCUACUGCUAGUGCUAGGCAGAGCGAUGAUCAGGACGCAAAUUCGAGCGAGAGGCCGCUUGCUGAGGGUACGACGUUCAUUCGUGCGUCGGGAUCCCCGCCGCAGUGGAGGAAUGGGCGUGGUGUUGGCGGAGGAUGGGAUUGUGUUGCGAAUGGAGAUUGCAGCUUUUUGAGUGGUGGUGCUGAGCGCGGAUGGCACUUUGAUGGCGAAGAAUCCUUCAAUACGGGUCCUAUGGCUCCGUCUUCCGAGCCACCUGCGAAUGUAGAUGUCGCGAAGUUGUGAGUUGAUGAUUGGCGCAAUCAACUGGGACAAUUGCUUGUGGUGAAUAUAACGAGGGUAUCAUUGCAUCUUUCUGAGGUCAUCAAGUACUGGCGACUCGGAAACAAUGACCAGAAACCGGUAAGUUGAGCUAUCACAGGUUGAGUUGUUAUGGCCUAUCACUGCAAUGCUCAACUGAUGCCUCGCAGAAUGGCUCUUGUUCUCAACGAGCUUGUGCUAGCCGUAUAAGAGAAAGGAAACCUAGACUAAAAAUAAGAUUUCUUGCUAGAUGCCUAGGAUUAUAUAUAAUGUACAUAACAGGAGCAUAUAGUCCAAAGCAAUAUGGACAAUUGACUUGAACAAGG